Molecule: messenger RNA, 7956 nt
Organism: Taeniopygia guttata (zebra finch)
Lineage: Eukaryota; Metazoa; Chordata; Aves; Passeriformes; Estrildidae
Gene: RASGRF2
Product: Ras protein specific guanine nucleotide releasing factor 2
Biological process (GO): Ras protein signal transduction
Cellular component (GO): plasma membrane
Molecular function (GO): guanyl-nucleotide exchange factor activity
Source: RefSeq, a predicted model, not a curated record
CACUCGGGCGGGGCGCGGGGCCGGGGCCGCCCCGUCGGUGCGUGCCGGAGCCCAUGAAUUGCUCCGUGAGCGCCCGGCGAGGCUGCCGCGGCCGCGGGCUCCGGGCACGAUGCAGAAGAGCGUGCGGUACAACGAGGGGCACGCCCUGUACCUGGCGCUGCUGGCCCGCAAGGAGGGCACCAAGCGCGGCUACCUCAGCAAGAAGACGGCGGAGACCAACCGCUGGCACGAGAAGUGGUUCGCCCUCUACCAAAACGUGCUCUUCUACUUCGAGGGCGAGCAGAGCGCCCGCCCCGCCGGCAUGUACAUGCUGGAGGGCUGCAACUGCGAGCGGGUGGCCGCUCCCAAGGGAUGCGCGGCGGGCAGCGCCAAGGAUGCCGCGCUGGACAAGCAGCAUUACUUUACUGUUCUCUUUGGCCAUGAGGGGCAGAAGCCACUGGAGCUGCGUUGUGAGGAUGAGGUUGAUGGAGAUGAGUGGGUAGAAGCUAUUCACCAAGCAAGCUACUCGGACAUCCUGAUUGAGCGGGAGGUGCUGAUGCAGAAGUACAUCCACCUGGUGCAGAUCGUGGAGACCGAGAAGGUGGCGGCCAACCAGCUCCGGCACCAGCUGGAGGACCAGGACACGGAGAUCGAGAGGCUCAAGUCGGAGAUUGUAGCACUGAAUAAAACAAAGGAAAAAAUGCGACCUUAUCAAGGCAACCAGGAAGAUGAAGAUCCAGAUAUUAAAAAAAUUAAGAAGGUUCAGAGCUUUAUGCGGGGCUGGUUGUGCAGAAGAAAAUGGAAAACCAUUGUCCAAGACUAUAUUUGUUCUCCGCAUGCAGAGAGCAUGAGGAAGAGGAACCAGAUAGUUUUCAACAUGGUGGAGGCUGAGUCUGAGUAUGUGCACCAGCUUUAUGUCCUGGUGAACUGCUUCCUGCGGCCCCUGAGGAUGGCAGCGAGCUCCAAGAAGCCACCCAUCAGCCACGACGACGUCAGCAGCAUUUUCCUCAACAGCGAAACAAUCAUGUUUCUUCAUGAGAUAUUUCACCAGGGCUUAAAAGCAAGAAUAGCUAACUGGCCUACCUUAAUUCUAGCUGACUUAUUUGACAUUCUGCUGCCAAUGCUGAACAUAUAUCAGGAAUUUGUUCGGAAUCACCAAUAUAGCCUACAAGUGCUGGCAAACUGUAAGCAAAACAGGGAUUUUGACAAACUCUUGAAGCAAUAUGAAGCCAACCCAGCAUGUGAGGGCAGAAUGCUGGAAACUUUCCUUACCUACCCCAUGUUUCAGAUUCCCAGAUAUAUUAUAACACUUCAUGAACUUUUGGCUCACACACCACACGAACACGUUGAGAGAAAAAGCCUUGAAUUUGCUAAAUCUAAACUAGAAGAACUUUCAAGAGUGAUGCACGACGAGGUGAGUGACACAGAGAACAUCCGCAAGAACCUGGCCAUAGAGAGGACCAUAGUGGAGGGAUGUGACAUACUGCUAGACACCAGCCAAACCUUUAUACGCCAAGGUUCCCUUAUCCAGGUCCCCUCAGUUGAGAGGGGAAAGCUGAGUAAAGUUCGGCUGGGCUCAUUGUCUUUGAAGAAAGAAGGAGAAAGACAAUGCUUCUUGUUUACAAAACACUUCUUAAUUUGUACGAGAAGUUCAGGAGGAAAACUGCAUCUUCUUAAGACAGGAGGUGUUCUGUCUCUGAUGGAGUGCACACUGGUCGAGGAGACAGAAGCCAGUGAUGAUGAUUGUACGUUAAAUUCAGCUGUCAGUACAAAAGGUUCUGGACAGGUGUUUGGACACCUGGAUUUCAAGCUGGUAGUGGAGCCCACGGAUGCUCCUCCUUUCACUGUUGUCCUUUUGGCCCCGUCACGGCAGGAGAAAGCUGCGUGGACAAGUGACAUCAGCCAGUGCAUUGAUAAUAUAAGGUGCAAUGGAUUAAUGACAAUAGUGUUUGAAGAAAACUCCAAAGUCACAGUGCCACACAUGAUCAAAUCCGACGCCCGUCUUCACAGGGAUGACGUUGAUAUUUGCUUCAGCAAAACGCUGAAUUCCUGCAAAGUGCCCCAAAUCCGCUACGCCAGCGUGGAGCGCCUGUUGGAGCGGCUGACGGACCUGCGGUUCCUGAGCAUCGACUUCCUCAACACCUUCCUGCACACCUACCGCAUCUUCACCACCGCCGCCGUGGUCCUGGAGAAGCUCUCGGACAUCUACAGGCGCCCCUUCACCUCCAUUCCUGUCAGGUCCUUGGAGCUGUUCUUUGCCACCAGUCAGAACAGCAGAGGGGAGUACCUGGCUGACGGGAAGUCACCACACUUGUGCCGCAAGUUCUCCUCUCCGCCUCCCCUGUCCCUCUCCAGGACCUCCUCGCCCGCCAGGACCCGCAAGCUGUCGCUGACCUCCUCGCUGAACUCCAGGGUCGGCGCCCUCGACCUCUCGGCCUCGUCCGUGGCCAGCAGCCCGACCUCGGCCUACAGCCCGGCCACGUCCCCGCCGCCCACGGGCAGCAAGGCGCCGCUGGACCUGAGCCGGGGGCUGUCGUCCCCCGAGCAGAGCCCCGGCUCGGCCGAGGACAGCCUGGAGAACCCGCGCCUGGACCUCUGCAACAAGCUGAGGAGGAGCAUCCGCAGAGCAGCAGUUCUGGAGACGGUGUCGGUGGACAGGACCAUUCCUGAGAGCUCCUCGGUGGUGGACACGGCAGAGCUGUCCCCGUGCAGGUCGCCCUCGACGCCGCGCCACCUCCGCUACCGGCAGCCGGGAGUGCAGACUGCUGACAACAGCCACUGCUCCGUGUCUCCUGCCUCUGCGUUUGCCAUCGCCACAGCUGCAGCCGGGCACGGGAGCCCACCAGGGUUCAACAACUCGGAGCGCACGUGCGACAAGGAGUUCAUCAUCCGCAGGGCCGCCACCAACCGCGUCCUCAACGUCCUGCGCCACUGGGUCUCCAAGCACUCACAGGAUUUUGAGCUGAACAACGAGCUGAAAAUGAACGUGUUAAAUUUGCUGGAGGAAGUUUUGAGAGACCCUGACCUUCUGCCACAAGAAAGGAAAGCUACUGCAAACAUACUGAGGACUCUUUCUCAGGAUGAUCAAGAUGAUAACCAUUUGAAAAUAGAGGAUAUCAUUCAGAUGCCAGACUGCCCCAAGCCCGAGUGCUUCGAGACGCUGUCGGCCAUGGAGCUGGCGGAGCAGAUCACCCUGCUGGACCACGUCGUGUUCCGCAGCAUCCCCUACGAAGAGUUCCUUGGGCAGGGCUGGAUGAAAGUGGAUAAAAAUGAGAGAACACCCUAUAUUAUGAAAACCAGUCAACAUUUCAAUGAUAUGAGCAACCUGGUGGCCUCGCAGAUCAUGAGCUACGCCGACGUGGCCUCGCGGGCCGGCGCCAUCGAGAAGUGGGUGGCGGUGGCCGACAUCUGCCGCUGCCUGCACAACUACAACGGCGUGCUGGAGAUCACCUCGGCCCUCAACAGGAGUGCUGUCUACCGGCUCAAGAAAACCUGGGCAAAGGUGUCCAAACAGACAAAAGCACUCAUGGACAAACUUCAGAAGACUGUGUCAUCUGAGGGAAGAUUUAAAAACCUGAGGGAAAUGCUCAAAAACUGUAACCCACCUGCUGUUCCCUACCUCGGCAUGUACCUGACUGACCUGGCGUUCAUCGAGGAAGGAACACCCAACUUCACUGAGGAAGGCCUUGUCAAUUUCUCCAAAAUGAGAAUGAUCUCCCAUAUCAUCAGGGAAAUCCGCCAGUUCCAGCAGACCUCCUACCGCAUCGAGCACCAGCAGAAGGUCACUCACUACCUGCUGGACAAGACCCUCAUCAUCGACGAGGACACCCUGUACGAGCUGUCCCUGAAGAUCGAGCCCCGGCUCCCCGCCUGAGCCCUGCCCGGGCCUGCAGACAGCUCUGGGACAGUGGAACCACGCCUGCCACCCCCUAAGGACAGCCAGAGAAACUCUGAGAAGAGUGCCAGCUCUCCUUUCCAACAAGAGAUCCAAGAGUCUCGCAGCCUUUCCCUCUCGGGCAACACAAACGAGUGUUGGAGGUGAAAGGCGAAGACCCUUCCUGCCCGGCUUAAGCCAUUUCUGCUUUGCAAAGGUCAUGUUUGAUACUUGGGAUCAUUAGGGACCAUGAGUUCCUGGAAAACAGGAGGCUUUCCUGUGAACAGGCACUCACUGCAGCCAUCUCACGUGGCAAAUCAAGGGUACAGGUUUAAAUGGGGAUAAUAGGUCUGUUGGGAUAAAUAAGCAAGGUGAGGUGGCUGGGUUGAUGGCUAACUAUGUGUUCACUGAGGCAGUAAUGGUUGUGGUGUUCUCAUUGUGUUAAUUUCAUUGAAAAUGCAGGAUUUUAGCACUCGUCUACCACUCUGGAGUGAUACUAAGACAGCAUCUAGUAACUUCAGAUCUGCAGUUGUUUGAAACACCUGCUGUACAUUUAAUGCUACUCCUUACAAAGCAUUUUCUUCUUUAAAUGUCUUGUCAGCCUUUUCUAAGGCGACUGAUUGUAUCUACAAAAACAAUUUGUAAAUAUGUUUUUCAUCAGUGAGAGUAUUUACGGCAUGGAGAGAAAUGGACUGGUGGAAUAGUUGUAAAUAGUUGCCAGGUGGGAGGGUGAGGGACCAGAGGAGUGGUGCAGGGGAUGGAGAGUCAUGUUGCACACAGCCCUGGAAGAUGCACUUCAUUUUCCUGCACCUCCUGCAGCUUCUCUGACAGGUCAGGCUGCAGAGCACAUUCUGGACACACUGUGGAAAGAAAUACAUCUCUGUCUGGCAGCAGGUGGUGACCAGCAAUGAGCACUUGGAGCUGCAGUGACCAUUUCGUUUUACGUGAAAAUCGGUGGUUUGAAAAAGUCUUAAAGUCUUUAAUUAUAUUUUUUUUUCCUUUGUUCGGCCAUUUGGCAUUGACUUGGGUGUAGAACUGAACGUGUCAGUGGCAAACGUUGAAUGCCAGCAAACACAAAGUACGUAUUUUUAUCUGAGCUGGUAAUUAUCACUUGCUUUUGUUUGAGAAAAUGUGCUGUUUGUAAAUGUUUUCAGAGCCUCUGCUUUUGUGGCGUACCAGGUAGACAGAUGUCAUUUCUACAGUAGUUGUAUUUUCCUCAAGAGUGGCCUGUUGUAGCUGCAUGGGAAGCGAGCUCAAAUGCUGUAAAGGGCAUCAUAGUAUAAAACACAGGUGUUAGCACUGUUGAAAACAAAAAUUGGCUGGAAAAGUGUCCUUACUUUUCCAAUGAUACUCAGCCAGUUGAAGAAAUAGGGCUAUAUCACCGUAUACCUCCCUUAAAUCCUCUCAGGGAGACAGAUGUUUCAAAUAGAUUGUGACUUAGGCCUAUUUGAUCUGACAUAUCUUACACAGUCGUGAUGCUUCUGAACACUGGCGAUGAAAAAUGGACCUGCCUGGCUUGUGGUUUUUGUCUUUAUUUGCACUUUAAUUACAUUGCUGGCCCAGCCCAGAGCUGCACAACGCGUUCCAUUUGUUCUGUGUGAGCGCCAGCAUCUACAAAUGUACCUUAGCAACUGUAAAUUUCAUUAAGGUCCUUCUCCACAAGGACCACCUCCUUGUAAAUAACUGCAUGGGGAGGUGUCACACAGACUGGAGAAUUCCUCCAUUAGAAAAGCAGACAGCAGGAGAGAAGGACAUGCUAGGGACACUUCAAAUAGUUCUGGCUAAUGGUUGCUGUAGAAAUGUUACUUAUAGAAGCUUUUUGUAGUAAAAAAUGUGUUCGUUUCUUUUGACUAAUGAUUGACAAGAAGCUGAUUGCAUCCCAAUGCAUGAUAUGAGGAGAAAAAAAAAAAAAAAAAAAGAGCAUGGUUUAUGUGGACCACAAAACCAACUGACUGUGUAUUUUCUGUACAAAAGCAGCUAGUUUCAUAAAACACUUUGAAGUAAUGGAGCAACAGGGGAAAAGUGGUCCAGAAAGUGAUUUUUUACGUUGGUUUUAUUGUUUCCUUGUUAACAAAGAAAACGUGUAACAGCCGUCAGUGUGAAUGGGCAUCUCUGUUGUAUGCUAAAAGUGCUGCUUUCUCUGCCUGUACCCCGUUUUACCAAAUCUCCUCGAUGUUGUUAGGGAUACAGGGUACAGCUCCUCGUCGUGCUGCUGUCGGAGCUCCUCGCUGUGUGCUUCACUCGUGCAUUUGGCAUUUCAGGGCUGUGCUCGUGUGGCAGGGGAGGACACGGGCUCAGCCUGGGCCGUGCCCGGGGCUGAGCUUUGGAAUCGCUGGAAAUGUGCUGGUUCAGCCCCCUGGGGAAAAAAGCACGUCCUGCUCACAUGCCAAAGGUUGCCUCUUGCCCCAGUGGCCACUUCGUGUCAGAAUCGGGACAGUGGGAAGCUUGAUCUUUGUUCGUAGCAGCAGCAGCAGCAAAAAGAAAAUUGUUCGAUAAUUGUUAUGUUCACAAUACUGUUUGACUUGGUGAUGGCUUGAUGUUGAUGUUCUUGCUUGGGGAUACAAUGCUUUUGUUAAAGCACAGUGAAAAGUGGGGACGCACCGCAGCCCUUGCCGGGGCGAGCACAGCUGGAAACAGCUGGAAACAGCUGGAAACAGCUGGAAACAGCUGGAAACAGCUGUUCUGCAGCCCCUGGCAGCUGGGCUGCGGGCGGAGCGCUGUGCCUGCGAGGUGCUGUGCUGCAGCCCUGCUGUCUCCGGGCUGGGGCAGCAGUCUGGGGCAGCAGUGCCCGCUCUGUGCCAGGCUCUGCCCGCUCCCAGUGCGACCAGUUCAGUGCAGCGCUGUCCCGGCUCGGCGCAGCGCCGGAGCGGCACAUCUCGCUCAUCACUCCCGCUCCUGCCCGCGGUGCUGGGGGCUGCUGAGGACUCACUCUGCCUCGGGCUGUGCCUCGGGCUCUGCUCGGGCUCUGCUCGGGCUCUGCUCGGGCUCUCGCUGUCCCGCAAUCCCGGUCCUGCCGCGGGAGCAUCGCGGACCGCCGGGGCGGCAGGAGCCCCGCGGAGAUGGAUGCCUGGAUGGAGAAGGGUCCCAGCGCCUCUCCUCUUGCCUUCCGAGCCCGCAGCCCGGCCUCCACGGGGAUACGAAGCGUUGUGAGCCGCCGGAGCCCGCAGCCCAGGUGGGCGCGGUGCGCACUGACACCGCGUCCCAGUUGCCUUCACCCCAGCCCAGACCCAGCACCCGCUGGUGUGACCGACCCCCGGCGCUCCUCGUGUCCGUGACAGCCCGUGGAGUUCACAGCGGCAGCGUGUGUUCCUCCUGCCCCUUCCCUCUGGUGGCUUCGCGGUGACAGGGGACAGCCGGCACCCAUCGCCCCGAUGUCAGCGUGAGGAGGAGCUCCCCGUCCUCUUUCUGCUCUCCUGGUUUUUGAUACUGAUUAUUGUUCUGUAGGAUAAAAAUUAUUAAUUAUUUUAAUUAUUUAUUAAUUUAAACCGUGUUGAUUUUGAUUUCAGAACAUGUUAAUUAUCCCAACUUUUCCUUCAUGUGUAUUAUUUAUUUUAUUUUAAGGGUUUUACAAAGACAUUGUUUUGUUUGUAUCAACACUCAGUCUUUUCAUCCUUUCACUCCUAGCAACAACACUAAACCCUGAUGAUUUAAAACUCUCACCCAUCGUGACAAUUUUACUCACUCAUAAUUUCACUCACCAAGGGCAAAACCCUUCAGACCUCAUUCUGAUAAUACCUUAGGCUUCACCGAGAGCUUUUCAUAAGUCUUUGGGGAUCUGGCUCUCAGCUCUUUGCCUGUUACAGUUUCUGCCUCCAAAGGUCAAAUGUCUCUGUCUAGGAUGCUUCAUGUCCAAGAUGCUGCUCAGUGAUGGUUGUUCUGUUGUACCUGAGGUAGUCUCUGAAGUUCUGUUACCUAGGGCAGUAGAUGUUUGUUUAUUUGACAGAUUGUUCCAUAUUGAACAUGUUGCUUAGUGCACAAUCCAGAUGUUUUUGCAUGUAUUGCAACUGCUCUUCUGACCCGAGGUUAUUGCUUUGUAUUGUUAGUAAGGCAUACCAGGCAAGGUGUUGUGCCUGGGUGCUAAUAAACAUCCUUUUCUUUCCUGA